AUGAAGUUCACUACCGUCUUCGCUGUUGCCGCUCUGGCCAUUGGCCCUGUCAUGGCUGCCACCACCUCCACCGGUUCUGUGUCUGGCACCAGCGCUGCUGCCACUGCCAAAGCUACUUCUGCCUCUGCCUCCUCCGCCAAAGCCUCUGCCUCCUCCUCCUCCUCUGCCUCGAAGGCCUCUGCUUCUGCCUCAGCUUCUGCCUCAAAGGCCUCCUCCUCCUCCAGCAAGGCUGCCGCCCCCACCAUGGGAGCCGAGAAGGUCGGAGCUUUCGGUCUUGCCGCCGCCGCUGUUGCCCUGGCUCUCUAA
Molecule: messenger RNA, 306 nt
Organism: Clonostachys rhizophaga
Lineage: Eukaryota; Fungi; Ascomycota; Sordariomycetes; Hypocreales; Bionectriaceae
Source: the annotation of a GenBank genome assembly